Messenger RNA from Panicum hallii, 987 nucleotides. Its product is annotated as zinc finger BED domain-containing protein RICESLEEPER 2-like. The coding region runs from base 1 to 987 and encodes 328 amino acids. Gene Ontology annotation, molecular function: DNA binding. The record is from RefSeq and is a predicted model, not a curated record. Lineage: Eukaryota; Viridiplantae; Streptophyta; Magnoliopsida; Poales; Poaceae. The transcript has a single exon.
AUGGCAGCGCAGCAGGGGCAGGGGAACAAGGGCAGGAGAAGGGCACGCUCCUCGCACGUUUGGAACAACUUCGAGGAGAUCUCUGAGGAGGUGAAUGGUAAGAGGGUAUGUUCUGGUGCUAAAUGCACCCUCUGCAAGAAAGUUCUUACUGGUAUUUCUACUAAUGGUACUGGUCAUUUAAUUAGGCAUCUUGCUUCAUGUAGUAAGAAGGCUGAUCGUUUUGUAAGGUCUCAAUCUGUGGUUCAGUUUAGUUCUGAUGGUUCUCUUGGAAAUUGGGAGUACAAUGCUGAGUUUGCUCGUACUGAAUUAUGUUGUAUGAUUGCUAGGUUAGAUCUGCCUCUUGGCAUUGGUGCAUAUAAUGCUUUCAUUGAUUAUAUCAAACGUGCUCAUAAUCCUAGGUUUGCCCCUGUUUCUAGGCAGACAACCACUAGAGAUGUUGCUAAGCUUUUCAAUCAAUCUCGUACUUUGCUUAUGGACUGUUUAAAUGCAUGUUCUUCUGUUGCAAUUACAUCUGAUAUUUGGAAUGGUAAUGCUAAGAAGGAUUAUCUUAGUGUGGUUGCUCAUUUUGUUAAUUCUAAUUGGGAACUAGAGAAGAGGUUGCUUGGCUUGUGUCUUAUAGAUUGUUCUCAUUCUGAUCUUAAUAUUGCUGAGCGAAUUGGUUUUGUGCUUGAUGAGUGGAAGUUGACUGAUAAGAUCUUCUCUUUUACUCUUGACAAUGCAUCUGCUAAUGCUAAUGCCAUAGCUUCUUUGACUCCUAAAUUCUCUGGAUACAUUGGUUCUGUUUUCUUGCUUCAAAGAUGUGCAUGUCAUAUUAUAAACUUGAUUGUUAAAUCUGGUUUGAAACGUUUGAAAUCUUAUGUUGAAACAUUCAGAACUGCCAUAUCUUUCUUGAAUUCAUCUAAUCAAAGGAUUGCUGCAUACAAAUCUUAUUGUAUUGCUAUGGGUGUCCGUCCUAGAAAGUUUGGCUUGGACAUGGAUGUGAGAUGA